This is a messenger RNA of Aspergillus calidoustus, 1038 nucleotides long. NCBI's taxonomy places the organism in Eukaryota, Fungi, Ascomycota, Eurotiomycetes, Eurotiales, Aspergillaceae. The record is from the annotation of a GenBank genome assembly.
AUGGCUAGUCGUCGCCAGAAAGCCAUAUCUCGCUCUGUUCAGCGGGCGCUGUUUCGCGACCCAGGCACCUUCAAGCAGAAUAUCAUCCAGUGCAUCCUCGCCUUCUUCCGCAUCUACUAUAUCACGCUGCUUCGCUAUGAACAGGAGCUCUUCCGCAAGCUGCGCACGGAGGUAUGGAGAAUCAGCGAGGAGGACUACAUGUCUUCUUUCCUGAGUGAUGAGAAGACUGUCCCGCUGGUCUCGAUGGGUGAUCUGGGAUUCUCGGGUUCCACCUUCUUCCGCACGUCCAACUCUGCCUUUCUCGUCAAAAGCGUUCCUAGACACUUUGAGCACUCCUUCUUCCGCGAGGAUCUCCUAAGGCCGUACUUCGACUACAUGCGGACUCACCCCGAGUCCCUACUCGUCUGGAUAACAGACUACCUCUACGCACCGUACCGAUCCAUCGGGAGUAUCCUCCGCACGUCGCCAGGGCACCACAUCAUUAUGGAAAACGUACUGUACGGGAAAGCAGAGGAUCCCAACGCGGAGAAGUGGGAGACGUACGACCUCAAGCCGAUCGAUUACUUCUACCCAGAGCGGGACCUCGUACCUGACCCGUUGGUCUCGAAAGACACGCUAUCGAGGCUCGCUGAUAAGUUUGAGGAUAAGAUUAGGCUGACGCGGAAGAACUAUGAGGCUGUCAAGCGGACGUUAGAAACAGAUACGGCGUUCCUCGCGUCCGCGGAUGUCGUUGACUAUUCUCUAUUUCUGGUGCGGUUCCCGGCUUCCUCGAGUCCGGAUAAUGUUGGCAGGAAGACGCAGUGGCGCAUGGGUGUCACGUCUGCCGAUGGAAAGUGGAAAUACCGAGCUGUUGUGCUGGACUUCUUCUGGGCUAAGCAUACGCUGCAUGCACAGGCGAUGACAGGGGCUGUCCAGGCGUUCAAUGUAAUCGGGCGACAGGGUCCGAUGAGCAUUACCACGACGGCGAAAGAGUACCGCGAAAAAUUUCUGACUAUGGUGGAUGAAAUGAUGGAGGUACACACUCAAUCACCGGAGUAA